This is a messenger RNA of Diaporthe amygdali, 474 nucleotides long. RefSeq lists its product as uncharacterized. The record is from RefSeq and is a predicted model, not a curated record. The transcript is spliced from 2 exons. Lineage: Eukaryota; Fungi; Ascomycota; Sordariomycetes; Diaporthales; Diaporthaceae. Bases 1 to 474 code for a protein of 157 amino acids.
AUGAAGUUCUCACUCGCCAUCGUCACUCUCUUGGCCGGCUUCGCCGUCGCCCUGCCUCAAAACAACAAGGGCCAGAACAAUAAGGGCCAAAACAACAACAACCAAGAUGCCGCAGCAGCAAAUGACGAUGUCAAUGCAGCUGCCAACGAUGGCUCAGGCGGCGUGGCAGCCGCUGCCAAGGCAGAGGCCGCCAUCCUUCUGACCGAGAACGGAGAUGCUGGCGCCGCUGACUCUGGUGCCGACUUUGAAAAGGCAGUCCAGGCCAUCUCGGACUCUGGAAAUCAACAGGACUUGGACACUCUGACGGCAGCCGGUAUUGACGUUGACGCAGCUCUCGCUGGAAAUGGUGGCAACGGAGGCAAUGCUAAUGGAGAAAAUGCCAAUGCCAAUGCCAAUGCCAACGCCAACGCCAAUGGAAAUGCCCAGAACGGACAACAGAAGGGCCAAAAUGCUAACAAGCAGAACGCCAACUAA